AUUAGGUGAAUGGGCGGUGGGGGCGUGGCCACCACUCAGGAAACGCAACCUGUCAAUCUUUUACUGUGGCGGGAGCAGAAAACGAAUGCCAGUGAGGACGCCUAUGAUUGCCUUACUUUUUCUAUUACUGUUUGACAUCCUGUGUGCGUUUGGACGAACCCUCUCCUCUUGUAAUCUCGACCGUCCAUCGACAGUUUGUCCAACCAUUUUUCUUCUCGAGGAGGAUUUUGUCUCGGAAAGGAAUUAUUCAGUAACUUGUUCAGAAAAUUCCAACAGACCUGCUCAGGAUGACUGGGAUGAGCGUCUCUCUGCCAUGGAGUUGCAUUCGGGGAAGCGCGAAGCUCUGUGACUGAACAAACUAGCCGUACUGCGGCACGGCUUCGCAAAAUAAACGCUUUGCGACUGUCUAUCCACUUGCUAAGUCGCAGAAAUGUUGUAAAAACCUCUAGUUUUGCGUGGGACUGGGGGACUGAGAGUCGAAGAAGGCGAAGAGACCACAGCAGGUGCACGUGAACACAGGAAUAUUAUAAUGGCUCUCGCGGCGGUUUCCCUCUACCUCCUCGCGCUCGCCUGGACGAACUUGCGCCCGGUUCACGGGAACAACCGUCACGCCGUUUACUGGAACAGCUCAAACAUCCACUUGCGGAGAGAGGGCUACACCGUACAAGUCAGUGUUAAUGACUACCUGGACAUCUACUGUCCACACUACAACCAGAGUCAGCGGGGGGCGCUGGAGCGUGGUGUGGCUGAGCAGUAUGUUCUCUAUAUGGUCAGUUACCGAGGCUAUCGCACCUGCGACCCGCAGAUGGGCUUCAAACGCUGGGAGUGCAACCGGCCGCACGCCCCCCACACGCCAAUUAAGUUCUCUGAGAAAUUCCAGCGUUACAGCGCCUUCUCUCUGGGCUAUGAAUUCAACGUUGGUCAUGAGUACUACUAUAUAUCUACACCAAUCCAUCACCACGGACACAGCUGUUUAAGACUGCGGGUGUUCGUCUGCUGUUCUACAGCCUCUAAUGCAGAUGACGACUCUAACCAGAGUCCACCUGACUACACUGUCACACCCAAACUACAUGACAUUGACGAGUUUAACCCUGAGAUCCCUAAACUGGAGAAGAGUGUCAGUGGCAGCAGUCCGUCUGGAGACCGACUGUUAAUCACUGUGGCGACGCUUCUCCUCGCUGCUCUCCUCGUGUCCUAGCAACCGUCUCUCUCUCUCUCUCUCUCUCUGAUAUUUCUGAGCCAGCAGUCCCGUGCGCUCCAAGAAAAAGAUCGUCUUUUGUUCAACCUGUGCGGGAGGUUAUCCAAUCAGAACAGAUUAACCACUAGUCGAGCCCUAAACGUGGGAGCUAAUUGUAGAUCUACCACACCCAAAUAGUGGCCUUUGUCUCCACAAUUUUGGACCUUACGAAUAAGGAUGACAUGCAUCGAUUUCAGAACUUGCCUUUGUGAUGGAACGUCCACUCUUCUCAAAAAAAAAAAAAAAAAAGUGAAUCCGGUUAGACAGUGAGGUCUCUACCUCUAGCUAGGUCUUUUCUCUUCUUCAAUGAACCCAUCCAGACUGGGGCAGCUCUUGAAGUGGACAUUUUGGGAUUGACAUGAGCUCAAAUGCAUCGUAGUGGUCAGUGCUUUGACCGCUGGAUCUCAGCUGAGGGGAAUGGAGGAGUAUUGGAGACCUUUGAUCCUGUCUUAACAUUCUGUCAUAAUCCAUACCUGUGUGACUGCGAUAUGUGUCAGUCAUUGAUAGUUCUGCAGAAGAGAUCAAUAAAACUCAUUUGCCAGUCACUAAGUUCAGGUGUCAGGCUUAUGAAUCGUUCACAGAAAGGCACCGCUGAUGUUUCUGCUAGCUGCUGGGCUGGACUCUCGUCUGCAAGCUGUAACACGAAUGCUUUCCAUCUAGUUUCCUAGUUCCAUUGCUGAACUUGGAAACUAGAGGCACGUUGAUCGGGUCAAAGACCAUCAUUUUUGUACAUUGUGUGACCGAAAACGUUUGGUCAUCAAGUAGUGCACAUAACAAAAGAGAAUCGGACCGAAUGAACGGUAGAUGAUAGAUAUACUUCUAUUUGCUAUAAUAUGUACGUGUCAUCAUCGGGAGGUACUGGAUUGCCACUGAUCAGCAUAGUGGCUGUUUUUGUAAGAGCGGUUGAGUAGUAAACUGCAAUUCGCUGUUUUAUAUCGAUGAAUUGCGAUGCAGAAGUAGUUUUUACUGUAUGAUACAUAUAUAACUGCUCUUUGAGUAUGUUACUUUAUAUACUUAAUUUAUUGAGUUAUUUAUUGAUCAUUUGAUCCUUUUUUUAAAACUUUGUGAGUUUUUUGUCUGCUUUCUUGAGGGAACUUUCCUCAUCUUUGCUAAUGCCAAAUUAUUUAGUUGGUUUUUGUUUGUUUCAUCGCCUUUAUUUCUGCUCACGUGCCAGCAAGUUCAUGCAGUAGUUACAAAAAAAAAUCCUCAUCCUCUGCUCUCAAUUGAAAUAGGUGCAUUUUCUUCAUAAGGAGAGUCAUUAUAGGACAGUGUGAGAUUGUUGUUGUCUAUAUUGGUGGGUGGGGCAUUUAGGGAGGGGUUUCUCAAAAAGGGCGGGGCUUCAGUGCAGUAAUGGAAUGCGUAAGCGAUCCUCAGACCGCUGCAGAUAAUGUCAAGAGUGAAUGUCUAUGUAAAUGUGUCUGCGUAUGUGUCUUAGGAGUGUGCACUUUACAAGGGAAUCGUAUGAAAGUUUUGGCAUUUUCAUAUGCAUUAAGAUACACAUUUGUAGGAUUUAAAUACUCAAGCUUGCGUGAGAGUUUCGGCUGGUAAGAAUGGGGCGGGCGAGAACGAAAGCAGUUAUCAUUGUUGGAAACAACAGUACCAAUCGUGUUUACCUUAGAAUGAUUACAAACAUGUAAACGAAUCAUGAAUGACAAUUACCAGAAUGAAACUUAAUAAACCAUUCUUA
Messenger RNA from Carassius auratus (goldfish), 2924 nucleotides. RefSeq names its product ephrin-A3a (gene efna3a). The record is from RefSeq and is a predicted model, not a curated record. Bases 530 to 1198 code for a protein of 222 amino acids. Gene Ontology annotation, cellular component: plasma membrane. Gene Ontology annotation, molecular function: ephrin receptor binding. Lineage: Eukaryota; Metazoa; Chordata; Actinopteri; Cypriniformes; Cyprinidae. Gene Ontology annotation, biological process: ephrin receptor signaling pathway; axon guidance. The transcript has 5 exons.